AUGGUAAGUUGCAACACGUUGCAAGUUCACAAGUUCACCGAGCCUGCACCAUCGGCCGCUAAACAGACCUACAACCCGCCACCUCCGAGUUACUCAUCUGACCCUGGCCUCGCCGAUGCUGCUUUCAACCACAGCUCGAAAGUAACGGAACAGAAACCUGGAUAUCAUGAUGAUCCGCAAAUCCCUCCAACCUACGGCACCCCUCAGUCCUACCUCGGCGCGCUAUUCUACAGGGGAAUUCAGAUUCCAGACCCCAACGCCCCUCCAGCCCCACUAGGAACGAUGAAGGUACCGGGGUACGAUCCCCAUCCUGAUUUCGAGUACAUGCAGGGUGCGAGGGAGAAGCUGAGGAAAGAGGGAGAUAGUAGGUUUAGGAUACACAACGAGAAUGAAGUGGUUGUACCUCUUACAAGGUUGACACUCCAACAACGCGACGCGUUGAAUGAUUAUUUUGUGGCGAAGACUGGAGCGGACCUCGAGACGCAUAUGGGGGAGAUUGUUCAGGACUUUCAUCUGAAAGAAAUGCUUAAAGCAUUAACAUUCGGGCCGCUGAUGUUUGACGUCUACCUGUUGAAGACAUGUCUUUCUCGAGAAAUGAGGGAUGAAAUGACGCUGGCGGAAAUCAUCCUCAACCGCGAUCAUGAUGAUCUCCGCUUGCUCAUGCAAGCCUUUAAGCAACGGCACGGUAAAAGCCUUGUCGAUGCCAUCAAGGACGCGGCGCUAUCUGGAAAGACGGAGCGAAUCUUUGUCAUGGCACUUAGCCUUCAGCGCGCACCAGACGACCUUCCAGUUGACCGUAAUCAGGUCAUGUCCGACGUCGAAACGCUUGCGAAGGCGGCUAAGGACAAGGACGAUAUACCGUUCAUUGAAGUUAUCGUUAACCGGAGUCGACCACACCUUGCUGCUGUGAUUGAGACUUUUGCUCAGACUCAGCUCAAGAGUUUGAGUAAAGCCGUCAAGAAAGUUUUUCCAUUCACAUCGCGCUACUCGAAAAAGGCGCUCCUCUUCAUCGUCAACGGUGUCAAGCCCUGGCGUGACGCCAAAAUGAUCGACAAGACGAUGACGUGGGUUGGGACGAACGAGUUUCGGUUGGUUUGGAGGGUUAUCGGGGUGCAUUGGGAUCCGAGGAGGCUGGGGGCUGUCAAGAGUGUCUACGAGAUGAGGUAUGGAAAAACCCUUGAACAGCGUGUUUCUACAAUAAAGGUGUCGGGGCGGUUUGUCGAGUCGUUGCUUGCGUUUCUCAAGACUUCACAAGCGGCGUCCCAGCACGUGGAGGGGAAGGGAAAGGGUAAAGCUAUGUAA
Molecule: messenger RNA, 1302 nt
Organism: Coprinopsis cinerea okayama7#130
Lineage: Eukaryota; Fungi; Basidiomycota; Agaricomycetes; Agaricales; Psathyrellaceae
Exons: 7
Coding region: 1-1302 (433 amino acids)
Cellular component (GO): cytoplasm
Molecular function (GO): calcium ion binding; calcium-dependent phospholipid binding
Source: RefSeq, a predicted model, not a curated record